GGACAGCAAGACCUCCUUACUGGCCCAAACCAGUGUAUUUGUUAGAUGAGGAAGAUGAAAGGAACAAUGGGUACCUAAAUGAUGACUUCAUUGUCUGGAUGAGGGUCUCAGCUUUUGCCUCCUUCCGAAACCUCUACCGCCGUGUCAGACACGUAGGGGAGUUUGCCAACGGCCUCCCAGCUGGGAAUUACACUUUUCAGAUUGCCUAUAAUUUCCCUGUCACCAAGUUCAAGGGGAGGAAGCAUGUGAUUCUUUCCACCGUGGUGUGGAGCGGAGGAAGUAACCCGUUCCUGGGAAUUGCCUACGUGGUUUCUGGCACAGCAGCAACCCUGGCAGGUUUCCUCAUAACUGGCAUCCACUUAAAGCUCCGAAAAAAGAAAACGUACUUUCAGAAGUGA
This is a messenger RNA of Merops nubicus (carmine bee-eater), 398 nucleotides long. RefSeq names its product cell cycle control protein 50C-like. The annotation marks the transcript as partial. NCBI's taxonomy places the organism in Eukaryota, Metazoa, Chordata, Aves, Coraciiformes, Meropidae. The record is from RefSeq and is a predicted model, not a curated record. Gene Ontology annotation, biological process: phospholipid translocation. The transcript has 2 exons. Gene Ontology annotation, cellular component: Golgi apparatus; endoplasmic reticulum; plasma membrane.